Molecule: messenger RNA, 2111 nt
Organism: Agrilus planipennis (emerald ash borer)
Lineage: Eukaryota; Metazoa; Arthropoda; Insecta; Coleoptera; Buprestidae
Gene: Galphai
Product: G protein alpha i subunit
Exons: 5
Coding region: 1-1071 (356 amino acids)
Biological process (GO): adenylate cyclase-modulating G protein-coupled receptor signaling pathway
Cellular component (GO): heterotrimeric G-protein complex
Molecular function (GO): GTP binding; G protein-coupled receptor binding; G-protein beta/gamma-subunit complex binding
Source: RefSeq, a predicted model, not a curated record
AUGGGUUGUGCUGUAAGUACAACAGGUGAUAAGGAAGCCACAGAAAGGUCGAAAAAGAUUGAUCGAGACCUUAGGGCCGAUGGCGAAAGAGCCGCGAGCGAAGCGAAGCUGCUACUUCUAGGCGCCGGCGAAUCGGGAAAAAGCACAAUUGUAAAGCAAAUGAAAAUUAUCCACGAAACUGGCUAUUCCAAAGAAGAAUGUGAACAAUAUCGCCCUGUCGUUUACAGUAAUACUAUUCAAAGUCUAAUGACUAUCAUAAGUGCAAUGGGUCAAUUAAGAAUCGAUUUUGCCGAUCCCAGCAGAGCUGAUGUCGCCCGUCACUUCUUCACUUAUGCUAGUGCAGCAGAAGAAGGUGAACUGACCCCAGAACUAGUUCUAUUAAUGAAAAAACUAUGGGCAGACCCUGGGGUGCAGUUAUGUUUCGCUAGAUCCAGGGAAUAUCAAUUAAAUGACUCAGCAGGGUACUACUUAAAUGCACUUGACCGUAUUUCCCAACCAAACUAUGUACCAACACAGCAGGAUGUAUUGAGAACCAGAGUUAAAACAACAGGAAUUGUAGAGACACAUUUCUCAUUUAAAGGAUUGCAUUUUAAGAUGUUUGAUGUUGGAGGACAAAGAUCUGAGAGAAAGAAGUGGAUUCACUGUUUUGAAGGAGUUACAGCAAUUAUAUUCUGUGUAGCUCUCUCUGGGUAUGACCUGGUUCUUGCUGAAGAUGAGGAAAUGAAUAGAAUGAUAGAGUCAAUGAAACUAUUCGAUUCCAUUUGUAAUAGCAAAUGGUUCGUUUCCACGUCGAUUAUACUGUUCCUAAAUAAAAAAGAUCUAUUCGAACAAAAAAUUACCAGAAGCCCACUGACUAUAUGCUUCCCAGAAUAUACGGGGCCGAACACAUACGAGGAUGCGUCAGCUUAUAUCCAAAUGAAGUUUGAAGAUUUGAACAAAAGAAAAGAUCAAAAAGAGAUCUACACCCAUUUUACAUGUGCCACUGAUACGACAAAUAUCCAAUUCGUUUUUGACGCAGUCACCGACGUUAUCAUAAAAAAUAACUUAAAAGACUGCGGCCUUUUAAUGUAAUGUCAGUUUUCUCUCUCUCUCUCUCACACACACACGCUCUUCAUAAAAUAAUUCGUUUAUAUGUUGCAUAAGCUGUAGUAAUACAAACAAACGGCUAAUUUUUAAAACAAACUUGAUACAAAUCAUGUUUACAUGUCAUAUUUACAAACAUUUGAAUGUAAUAACAAUAACAGCUUUUUAUACACUACGAAUUUACACAUCGCGUUAUAGCCCAUGACUUUUUCGUGAUAUAUUUAUUUUUAUACAAUGCUGAAUCUCCUAGCCAAAUAUAUUUAAAGUCAUUCCAAUAUGUCACGGAACUUUUAAUACGUUUUCAUCGAAGGCAAAAACUUUUUCAACGAUAUUUUAUUGAUUACAAUACGUCACUGCCAAAAAUCUUCAUGAAAAAAGGUCUCGAUCAUGUUCAGGGAGAGACAAAUUUUAGGCCUUAAGUUUCGAAUAUACAACGUACAAAAUGCACCCUGUUGACAUUUUGCAGAAUCUCUAGGCAAUUCGUUAAUUUCGUAAACGUUUUAGAUCUUUACUGUAAUGUAUUUAUUGCGAAGAUAGGUAAUAAUUUUUUUCGUUAGAAAAUUAUUUUCUUUGUUUGGUAAAUAAGCAAUUUUUGUUUUCGUCGAAUUAUAAUGUUUGAAAAUUAGCAACGAGGUGAUUUAAUCGUGAAAAAGGACGGACCAAUUUGUGUGGUUGCAAAGAAAAAAAGAAAAAAAUAAAUACUAGUAAUCUCAAGAAGUAUUUAAUGGAAGUAUUAACGUUGCAUUUAUUUUUGACGUAACUAGCAAGUCUGAAGUGAAUUUUUUCACUCGAAAUAAACUAAUUAAAACGUAAACUUGUCUUAAAACGUACAGUAUUUAAAAUUUUCAAGUAAAUAAUAAGCAGCUAUGUUAUAUUACUAUUACUAAAUGCAUAAUAAUAAUAAUAAUAAUAAUAUGAUUGAUGUUAAUCGUUACAAUUUUUAGAUGUUUUCUAAACAUUAAAUGUAUGUAUGCGUUUUUUCAAAACUUGGUAAUCUAUAUGCAAUGCCGAAUAGCAAAAAAAAAAAA